CUAGGCCAGUGACGCGCACACAGGAGAUUAAUAUGGCGAGCAGCGGCGGCGACGAGAAGGCGGCUGCGGUGGUGCAGAACAAGAAGGUGGUGCUAAGGAGGUACGUCACCGGCCUCCCCACCGAAGAGGAUAUGGAGAUCGUCGUGGACACUAUCGUUCUGCGCGUGCCGGCGGGGCAGACCGCCGUCCUAGUCAAGAACCUCUACCUGUCCUGCGACCCCUGGAUGCGUGACCGCAUGAGCAAGCACGAUGACGGCGACCCCACCGUCCUCGCCCCGGACUUUGUGAUCGGAGAGGCCAUGGUCAAUUUCGGUGUGGGCAAGGUGAUCGAUUCGACGCACCCAGAGCUCACCGCCGGUGACCUCGUGUGGGGGAUGAGUGGAUGGGAGGAAUACACACUCGUCACCCAGACGGAAUACCUGAGCAAGAUCAACCACAAGGAGCUGCCGCUCUCCUACUACACGGGGGUUCUUGGCAUGCCCGGGCUCACAGCUUUCUCCUGCUUCUUCGAGCUGGGCAAGCCGAAGAAGGGCGACUUCGUGUUCGUCUCCGCGGCGUCAGGCGCCGUCGGGCAAGUCGUCGGGCAGCUGGCCAAGAUCGCCGGCUGCUUCGUGGUCGGCAGCGCCGGCUCCGACGAGAAGGUCAGUCUCCUCAAGGACAAGUUCGGCUACGACGACGCGUUCAACUACAGGUCCGAGACCGACCUCGGCGCCGCGCUCAGGAGGUGCCUUCCAGACGGCAUCGACGUCUACUUCGACAGCGUGGGCGGCGCGACGCUGGACGCCGCCCUGCUGCACAUGCGCCACGGCGGCAGGGUCGCGGUCUGCGGCAUGAUCUCGCAGUACGGUCUGGAGGAGCCGUACGGCGUGCGCAACCUGUACUGCAUCAUCGGCAAGACCGUCCGUGUGGAGGGGUUCAACGUUAAUGGCUACUUCCAUCUGUACACGAGGUUCGAGGAGGAGAUGGCGGGCUACAUCAAGGACGGGAAGGUAACCGUCGUGGAGGACGUCGUCGAGGGUAUUGAGAGCGCGCCAGCAUCUCUGAUCGGAUUGUUCUCUGGCAGAAACGUAGGGAAGCAGGUCGUUGCGAUUGCGCAUUCAGGAACUCCGUAACGGUGACGAGAUGAGAAGAACAAGGCUUGGGCCACUUGCCUACUUGUUGUGUGUGAUGUCAUCAUAAGAAGGCUUGGCACCGUUAUAUGCACUACACU
Zea mays is the source of this 1210-nucleotide messenger RNA. Its product is annotated as Putative alcohol dehydrogenase superfamily protein. The coding region runs from base 33 to 1112 and encodes 359 amino acids. Lineage: Eukaryota; Viridiplantae; Streptophyta; Magnoliopsida; Poales; Poaceae. The record is from RefSeq and is marked provisional. The transcript is spliced from 3 exons. Gene Ontology annotation, molecular function: 2-alkenal reductase [NAD(P)H] activity.